Sycon ciliatum is the source of this 1263-nucleotide messenger RNA. RefSeq names its product nucleoside diphosphate-linked moiety X motif 6-like. The transcript has 8 exons. Gene Ontology annotation, molecular function: ADP-ribose diphosphatase activity; NAD binding; NADH pyrophosphatase activity. NCBI's taxonomy places the organism in Eukaryota, Metazoa, Porifera, Calcarea, Leucosolenida, Sycettidae. The coding region runs from base 228 to 1151 and encodes 307 amino acids. The record is from RefSeq and is a predicted model, not a curated record.
AAUAACAGUGCAGCUACUACCCGGCAUUCCAGCGGUCGCUGAACUCUUUUCAGUCGACACCCAGGUAGAUUAUACGCCCGGAGCUGUGUAAUAAUCGCGCGAGUGGUUGGUUUCGAAAUUUCGACGAAAGGGAGUAAAGACUCGAAAGCUCUCAGUCCAGGUUGUUUGCGGAGUGAGUUUGACCGUGGCAGGCAUUUGCAAAUCAACAUCCUGAGACCCAGGGCCAUAUGCCAUGCGGCAAAAGAACAGCUGCUAUGGCAUCCGUUCUACAUUCUAAGGGUGACCCGUACCAUGGAGUUACUGUGAAUCUGACACAGGAAUGCCCGGAAGAGAAGCGGUUUGAAGAUUGUUUGAUAAUGUCUCUUGAAGAGUGGAAAGCCAACAAGCGCCGUGGUGUAUGGCUGCAGAUUGGCGUUGCAAAUUCCUAUUGCAUACAGAUUGCAGAUAAGCACGGCUUCACAAUCCACCACGCACAGCCCGGCUAUGUCAUGAUGACAAAAUGGCUGCCCACCGAUGAACCAAAUCUCCUGCCUGGCUAUGCAUCGCACUAUAUUGGUGUUUCCGGCCUUGUUGUGGAUGAUCAGGAUCAGAUCUUGCUGAUCCAGGACAAAUAUUCUUACACGAAUGAAUGGAAGCUACCCGGUGGAGCCAUGGACCCAGGUGAAAACAUUGACGAGGCAGUGGCCCGUGAAGUGUUGGAAGAAACAGGCAUCCAAGCAGAGUUCAUCACCAUUGUGUCAAUGCGUCAUCUUCCCGAUUACCUGCACUCUCGUGGAGAUAUCAAUAUUGUAUGCCACCUGCGCGCAAAGACCUCUGCCAUUAAAAAGUGCGAGCAUGAAAUCCAUGCCUGUAAAUGGAUGAAGAUCGAGAAGUUUCUCUCCAUGUCGAAGAGUGAUGGACUCCAGGAGCAGGACAAAUACAAAGUGCAAUCAUAUCUAAAUCAACAGAAACAUGGUUUACAGAGCACACACCAUACAAUAUCAAACGCGAGAUUCUACACACCAGAGUUCAAAGUGGAGAAAGUGGAGAAAGAGGCGAUGCCAGCAGCAACGCAGAGUCCCAUCAAGUCUGACGUCGAUCGAUUGGUAAUAACGAUGACCUCGAAUGCCGCCACAUUGUGGUUGAAUCCUUUGAAGGCAGGGCCUGACUGACACACAACGCCACACGUAUCUCCUAGUCACCUGACUUGAACAUACAACUAGCCUAGCCAUGUGCAUGGCUAACAUCAUAGUGCUGGUUUGCUUCCCAUGGCUAACAUCAUAC